GCGGAUGUUUUGAAGCGUUCAGCUACUUGCCCUGCAGAGAGACAGAACAGAAGCAACUGUGCUCUGCAGCUUAUAGAGUGGCUACUUCUGUCAAAAUAAUCACCAAAACAAUCCACAGACGCUCCCUUCUUGUCAGGGGAGCUGCCAGUGAAUUGAAUCCCCAUUGAAGAGACUAUUCCUUUAAUUAUUAUUUUUUGGUUCGGGAUAUCCUAACUUGAACAAUCAUGGUGGUCUUCAAGAAGGUCAAGUUCUUCGAGGUGGUCUUCACCGACCCAGAAAAGGUCUACUGCGGAGGGGAGAAGGUGACCGGGAAGGUGAUGGUCGAGGUGGCCGAAGUGACCCGGGUGACCAAAGUCAAGCUCCUCGCCUGCGGAGUGGCCAAGGUGGUCUGGUCCUCUGGAUCCCAGCACUGUAAGCAGGAGAUGGAGUACCUGAGGGUGGAGGACACCUUGCAGAUGGAGGAUCAGCCUUCUGAUUCUGAUGGCUCCGUAAUCCUAAGACCUGGCAACCGGUACGAGUACAAGUUUGGAUUCGAGCUUCCUCAGGGGCCUUUGGGCUCAACUUUCAAGGGGAAGUAUGGAUCUGUGAAAUAUUGGGUCAAGGCUUUCCUUGAGCGGCCAUCACUCCCAGCUCUGGAAGUGCAGAAGAAAUUCCAAGUGGUUGACUUGGUGGAUGUGAGCACUCCCGAUUUAACGUGUCCUGUUUCUGGCAAAAAGCACAAGAAGAUGACUUGCCUGUUCAUCCCUGAUGGCCAUAUCACCAUGAGUGCCAGCAUCAACCGCAAGGGAUUCUGUGAAGGUGAUGAGAUCUGCAUCUCGGCUGACUUUGAGAACACCUGCUCUCGCAUCGUGGUCCCAAAAGCUGCCAUCAUCGCCAAGCACACUUACUUGGCCAACGGUCAGACCAAAGUUUUCACCCAGAAGCUCUGCAGCGUGAGGGGAGGUCACAUUAUCUCCGGCAUGACAGACUCUUGGAGAGGAAAGAGCAUCCGUGUCCCAAAGAUCAAGCCUUCCCUUCUUGGCUGCAACAUCCUGAGAGUGGAAUAUUCUUUAUUGGUUUAUGUCAGUGUUCCUGGAGCAAAGAAGAUCAUCCUCGACCUGCCCCUUGUGAUCGGCACCAGCUCAUCUGGUCUCAACAGCCGCAGCUCAAGCAUGGCAAGCCAGGCCAGCUCGGAGAUGAGCUGGUUGGAACUGAACAUCCCCGGCACUCCAGAAGCUCCUCCAUGUUAUCUGGACAUCGUUCGUGAGGACCACAGAAUUGAAAGCCCAACAACUCCUCUGAUCGAUGAGCUGGACAACAUCUGUGACAGUCCCAUCUUUAUGUAUGCUCCAGAGUUCAAGUUCAUGCCACCUCCAACCUACACCGAGGUUGAUGCCAACAAGAAUACCUGUGUGCAGUAAACUCAACUUUAAAAGCACUUGUUUUCUCAAUUUCUGAACUUGCAAAAGCACUGUUUUAAAAGCAGGUCCUAUCUUCUCCCGAGGCCUUUCUUCCGUUUUUCGGAAAUCUGCGUUUUUAAAGGGCUGAAAUCAAUGCAAAAGAAGUCACUCUGUUGACGGAAUAGCCACCCAAAGACUGUCGUUCUUCAGGUGUGCCAACACAAUGCAAAAGUCGAAGAGAUAAGCUGGCCCUGCCUCAAGCAACUCUCGGGCCUGAGUUUGAGUUGUAUGGCAGAUGGGAGGAAAAAAAAAAGGACAAUCCAGGCCACUGUUUCUUUGUAUUAGAACGGUGCGCCGGUUACCGAUUGUAC
Rana temporaria (common frog) is the source of this 1750-nucleotide messenger RNA. RefSeq names its product thioredoxin interacting protein (gene TXNIP). The coding region runs from base 225 to 1400 and encodes 391 amino acids. Gene Ontology annotation, molecular function: ubiquitin protein ligase binding. Gene Ontology annotation, biological process: protein transport. The transcript is spliced from 8 exons. Gene Ontology annotation, cellular component: cytoplasm. NCBI's taxonomy places the organism in Eukaryota, Metazoa, Chordata, Amphibia, Anura, Ranidae. The record is from RefSeq and is a predicted model, not a curated record.